AUGAUUGCUCAACUUGAGAUUAUUCCAAUUAUAAUUAUAUAUUAUUGCAUCAUAGAUAUAUUGGCUGUAGACCCUACUGUUUCAGAGAAUUCAGAAUAUGAGGCUGUUUUGGGCAGAGGUCGGACAUAUCCUGUUCCAAAGAACCAAGAUAUCAAAUUACUAAUCAAUGACACGUUAGACUUAAGUUGUGCAAAUGUAAACAAUGUCGAAUGGAAAAUCCAAAAAACAACCAGUGAAUCCAAAACAAUGGCUGAUAGAAAUUUGAAAAUCCCGAAUCUAGCACUAACCGAUGAAGGCAUUUACGGUUGCUAUUCGAAUGGAGAACUAAUAACAGAAUAUAAUUUGACUGUUCUGGAGCCACCCUAUUUUAUAAAAAAAUUCUUGAUGCAGCCAUUAGUAGUCAAGCCAGCCGGUAAUAUUGCUCAGUUGAAAUGUCGAGCUGGGGGAAAUCCAUCUCCAAAUGUAACGUGGCUCAAAGAUGGUCUUGAACCAAAAAGAAAUUACGGAGAAUAUAAGCAAAAUCAUUGGUCACUGACUUUGGAAGAGUUGGUCAGUGAUGAUAAGGGAAACUAUACUUGUAUUGUGUGCAAUGAAGCUGGCUGUAUACAUUUUACAUAUACGCUCGAUGUUUUGGAACGAUAUCACCAUAAACCUAUUAUUACAAAUAUCCCAGAAAACGUCACCGCACAAAUUGGAAGCCAUGCAUCCUUCAAAUGUGAAUUUUUUUCUGACUUAUCUAAACAUAUUUCUUGGUUUAAGCUUCUUGAGAAUGAUCGUGUCACUAAGUAUGGAAAUGUCUUAGAACCGGAAGUUUUAGAAAUUUCAAAUGUUACACAUGAAGAUGAAGGAUGGUAUACUUGCAUAGCUGCAAACAGUCUAGGUGUAACAUCGGCAAAGGCUUAUCUGAAUGUUGUACCUGAUUCACCAGAUGUUGGGGGACCCAAAUCAAUACCCAUGAGAAUAUAUUCUUUUUCAAAAACCCAAGACAUAAAACUAAUAAUUAAUGACACAUUAAACUUAAGUUGUCCAGAAGGGUACAAUGUCGAAUGGAAAAUUCGUAAAACUAACACAAGCGGUUCCAAAACAAUGGCUGGUCAAAAUCUAACCGUAGCAAAUCUAACAUUAGCCGAUGAAGGCACAUAUGGUUGCUACUCAAAUGGAGAUUUAAUUGCAGAAUACAACCUAGUCGUUCUUGAGCCACCCUAUUUUAUAAAAAAAUUCUUAAUGCAGCAAUUAGUAGUCAAGCCAGCCGGUAAUAUUGCUCAGUUGAAAUGCCGAGCUGGCGGAAAUCCAACUCCAAAUAUAACGUGGCUCAAAGAUGGUGUUGCGCCAAAAAGAAAUUAUGGCGAAUACAAGCAAAGUCAUUGGUCACUGACUUUGGAAGAUUUGGUUACCGAUGAUAAGGGAAACUAUACUUGUAUUGUAUGCAAUGAAGCGGGCUGUACUAAUUUCACUUAUAGGGUUGAUGUUGUGGAACGAUUUCCUCACAAGCCUUACAUAAAGGAUGGUUAUCCCGAAAAUAUUACUGUUCUGGUAAAUUCGACAGCUCGUUUUGAAUGUCCACAAUUGGUGGCCGAUUUGGAGCCCUACAUUACAUGGCUUUACAUAAAUUCUUCGUAUGAUUUUCAGGAAGGUGAAGAUCUCAAUGGAAUCAAAAAGAGUGGAAAUAUUUUGGAACCAGAAAUUUUAGAAAUUUCAAAUAUAACAUAUGAAGAUGAAGGAUGGUAUGCUUGCGUAGCAGCAAAUAGUCUAGGACACACAUCGGCGAAAGCAUAUUUGUCAGUGGUAGAUGUCUUGCCAGAUGCAGAAGAAGCCAAACCGAUAACAUUGAAGAUAGGCCUUAUCAUAGCUGCUAUCGCAGCGGCUGUAUUUUUGCUGCUAUUUUAUAUUUGCAUUUAUUACAGACAAAAAAUUAAAAGGGAAAAAAGGGAGAAAAUGAUUGCCGUAGAAACCGCUAGGGCGGUAAUCAUCACACAGUGGACCAAGAAAGUUAUUAUUGAAAAGCUAUCCCACAGCCCUGAGGAUGCAUCCGAACCCCUGCUAAUGCCUGUGGUUAAAAUUGAAAAACAGAAAGCCCAACUUAACAACUCUGGAGACGGUUUGUUAUCCGAAUACGAAUUACCUAUGGAUUCAGACUGGGAAAUACCAAGAGAUAAUUUAUUAUUAGGAAAAAUUCUGGGAGAAGGUGCAUUUGGUAAAGUAGUCAAAGCAGAAGCUGUCAACUUGCUGAAACCGGACGGCAGAUGUACCGUGGCGGUCAAAAUGCUCAAAGAUGGACACAAUGACAACGAAAUGAUGGACCUGGUAUCGGAAAUGGAAAUGAUGAAAGUGAUUGGCAAAAAUAUCAACAUAAUUAAUUUGAUUGGCUGCUGCACUCAAGGUGGUCCCUUGUACGUGGUAGUCGAAUAUGCACCCAAUGGAAAUUUGAGAGAUUUUUUGAGAGAGCACAGGCCGACCUCUGGGUAUGAAAUUGCAGUGGGCAGUGAGACCAAAGAAAGGAAAACUCUUACACAGAAAGAUCUAGUUUCUUUUGCAUACCAAGUAGCUAGAGGCAUGGACUAUUUGUCAUCAAGAAGGUGUAUUCAUCGGGACUUAGCGGCUAGAAACGUUUUAGUCAGUGAUGACUUCGUCCUCAAAAUAGCCGAUUUUGGUUUGGCUAGAGAUAUUCAUUGCAACGAUUAUUAUAGAAAAAAGACUGAUGGAAGAUUACCAGUUAAGUGGAUGGCACCAGAAGCACUAUUCCAUAGAGUCUACACGACUCAAUCAGAUGUUUGGUCAUAUGGGAUUCUUUUAUGGGAGAUUAUGACGCUAGGAGGCACACCUUAUCCAUCUGUUCCAAGUGUUGAAAAGCUUUUUCAGUUGCUAAGAAAUGGACACAGAAUGGAAAAGCCGCCCUGUUGUUCACUAGAAAUCUACAUGCUCAUGCGAGAAUGUUGGAGCUAUCAACCAAACGAACGACCAGUGUUUUCUGAGUUAGUUGAAGAUUUAGAUCGUAUUUUAACGAUUACAGCUAACGAAGAAUAUCUUGAUUUGGGUCUUCCACAGCUGGAUACUCCUCCGUCUAGUCAGGAGUCUAGUUGCGACGAAGACUUCCCUUUUCCCCAAUAA
Ceutorhynchus assimilis (cabbage seed weevil) is the source of this 3108-nucleotide messenger RNA. The record is from the annotation of a GenBank genome assembly. NCBI's taxonomy places the organism in Eukaryota, Metazoa, Arthropoda, Insecta, Coleoptera, Curculionidae.